Messenger RNA from Penicillium malachiteum, 6153 nucleotides. RefSeq names its product AP-1 complex accessory protein LAA1. The transcript has 4 exons. Gene Ontology annotation, cellular component: membrane; Golgi apparatus; endocytic vesicle. The coding region runs from base 1 to 6153 and encodes 2050 amino acids. The record is from RefSeq and is a predicted model, not a curated record. NCBI's taxonomy places the organism in Eukaryota, Fungi, Ascomycota, Eurotiomycetes, Eurotiales, Aspergillaceae. Gene Ontology annotation, biological process: intracellular protein localization; retrograde transport, endosome to Golgi; endocytosis.
AUGUCGUCCUCCGAACCCUCCCUCAAAUCUAUAAAACCAGAAAAUGCGGCCCCAGAACUGGAUGUCACCAAGCUACAUGCCCUCCCCUCCGAACAACAGGACCUCUACCUGCUCACCUUCACCUCUGAUCUGGUGCAGUUUAUAUGUGGUCUCGAACCCGCACAGAUCUCAGCACAACAAAAAUCCUUGAAAAAGGAAUUGUUCAAGAUCUUGACCCUCACCUCCCCGACCAUCACGCGAGUCCUCCGCAACAAUAUAGGCCGAUGUUUUGGAACUAUUCUUGGCAAAGGGGAUCGCGGGAUCCUCUUCGAGACGAUUACCGACCUACUUGCCAUACUGAAUGCUAGUAAAAGUGAAGCAGAUGUGAAGACCAAGUUCGCAGCGGUGCAUUGUCUGGGUGAGGUGUUCGCCACAGCGGGCGAAAGUGCAUUCAUGCAAUCCAACAUCGCAACAAGUGGUACGAUAAAGCUCCUCAAGUCAGCUAGUAACCACACUGGAUUGCAUGGUGUUAUCUUCUCGGUUCUCCGCAAGAUUGUGGUGGGCAUUGGUGUCCCCAUUGACGAGGCAACUGCCCGUGAUAUCUGGAAGCAGGCGCGCAAUGCGGCGACUGGUGAUAAGUCAACCUUUGUGCAGAUACAUGCGUGUCGCUGCUUGGAGCAAUUGAUCAACACCACACCCUUCUUUGAUAAUGCGAAUGAUUUCGAGGUUCUUAAGACCAUCGUGUGGAAGAUUAUCGAUAGCCCCACCCCACCAGUCCGACAUGCAGCAGCAGCUUGUCUGGGGCGGGCUUUGAUUAAGCUACAUGUUACGGAUACUCAUGUCAUUGCAGCGCCAAAGCCUAAGUCAAAGAAAGCUAAGAGAUUGUCAAAGAUGCCUGGUGCUAGGCCUGGAGAGGAGGAGGAGGCGGAAAUGUCUGAGUCUUCUAUUGCACCAAAGAAGACUGAGUCUCGUCUAUUCUUUCUCCUUCCAGAUCUCCUGCGGCAGUUGUCCUCGCAAUAUUUAAAGAGCACGACUUCUAAUCGCGCCCGCGCUGGUAUCUGUAUCUGCUACAAGUACAUUCUGCGCAAUCUGGGUGACAAAAUUGUCGAGGACCGAUAUGGGCAGAUUGCUACAAAUUUGCUCAUUGAACUGUUGAAUCACCCCACAGUAACAUACAAUCGAUUCCGUCUGCUCAUGACUAGAAGAUUUGUGAAGACCAUUCUUGAAGACACUAUCGGUCGUGAAAUGCUCCAGGAGAGUAGCCAACUGAAUGCUGCCAAAUGGAUCAUAAACGAGAUCUUGAAAGACUACCCACAAGUCAUUCAAGAGCGUCGUGAGCCCAGCAAAUACACUUUGACAAGUGCCGUUAGCACCUUGUCGUCUUUGAUCUCAUCACUCGGGUCCGCAUUUGGUGUCCAUGCUGAUGCAUGCCGGGAUGCUUUGCUUCAAGUUUUGCCGCAUCCUAGCUAUACCGUCCAGAUCCAUACAGCACAUUGCUUGCGCAGCUUUGUCUUGGCCUGUCCUCAUCACUUAAUUUCUUGUGUCACAAUUUGCAUGAACAGCCUCAACCGAGAAAUUGGACAUCUUGCAACGCCGCGACAAUCACCCCGUCGAUGUGUAGGAUACGCGAAUGGCCUCUCAGCAAUGCUGAGCACAUCUCGUCUCCAGCCACUUUAUGGUGCUGUGGAUGUUUUUGCGCGGGUUUUCUCCCAGGCCACAGAUCUUCUCAAGACUAGCGGCACGUCGGAGCUUCGUGUUGCAAGCACCCAAAUUCAAGUUGCAUGGAUCUUGAUUGGUGGUUUGAUGCCCCUCGGACCCAGUUUUGUCAAGAUUCAUCUUUCCCAACUGAUGCUGCUAUGGAAGAAUGCUUUGCCAAAACAUCUGAGCAAGGAGAACUCCGCUCAGCCCAGUACUCUAGAAACCAGUUUCCUCGCCCAUGUUCGGGAGUGUGCCCUCAGUGCCCUUCUUGUUUUCAUGGAGUUCAAUAGUAAGCUCAUUACUGCAGAUGGAGCCAAGAGGAUUGCUAGCAUGCUGCAGAACACAGUUGAGUUCCUGGAUGACCUGCCGCGCCCCAAGUCUAUGGAAGAUAUCUCCCAGCGGCUUCACCCUUCUCUUAAAUUGCACGACUUUACCACAAUGGUCCGUCGUCGAGUCUUACAGUGCUUCUCAAAACUGGUCCAUGUUCACCAUCCCAGCCAUGGCGAUAUUAUUUCUCAGUCCAGUCUACUCAGCCUUGCUAUCUCUUCCUUCGCGGAUCCCGAUGCGCAGUAUAGGCCGCUGGAAAGCUCAAUCGCAGCUUCAACAGGGCAAUUUGAUGGACUGUGGGAUUUAUGCGACAAUUACGGCUUUGGCGUUACUGGACUUGCACGCGAGUAUAUCCACGCUGCCUUGUCCGGGACCCAUGGAACUGACAGCACCCCUGCUUGGUCAUCUAUUGAGUCAGCAGACGAGGCCGUCGAUAAUGCUUUGACAUUUCCUGUUUGCCAAGCUAGUGAGUAUGACUCGGUGCUUCUUUACAACCUGCGAGAUGGCGAUUCUCUCUGUGUUGACCCACCAACUACUGGUGUAGUCAACUCUGCAAUUGACCUUUUCUCGGUCGCUAUUGCUCUUCACUCUCCUAAGAUCCAAGAGAGCAGCGUGGAGCAGAUCGCUACGUUUUUGUCAUCACCCGGUCUUCAAAGGAAUCCAGGAAGAAAAGCAGCGCUAGCUGUCAAUAUUUCCGUUGCUCUCUUGCAUGCCUUGAAAGUAGCCGUCAAGGAGACUGACUUUGUGGCUGGGAAAUUGAGUACAUCAACGGACAAGAUCUUGCAAGAACUGGUCCAAAAGUUCACUAUCGACACUGAUCCCAUUGUACGGACAAUCGGUGUGGAAGCUUUGGGACGUCUCUGUGAUAGCGCAGGAAAUGCUUGCACUAAUACACAGGUUAACUGGCUUGUUGACACCAUUGUCGCAAACAGAGAGCCCAAUGCUCGGGCUGGUUGCGCUGCUGCUCUUGGUUGCAUCCACGCCCAAGUUGGUGGUAUGGCAGCUGGUCUGCAUCUCAAGACUAUCGUCGGGGUGCUCUUGUCUCUUUGCAAUGACCCUCACCCAGUCGUCCACUUCUGGGCUCUUGGUGGACUUGAACGAGUGGCUAAUUCUGCUGGCUUGACAUUCUCACCAUUUGCCUCCAGCUCAUUAGGCAUGCUGGCUCAGUUGUACAAUGCCGACACGCAUAAUGAAGAAUGCGCAUCAUUAGCGACAUCAAAUAUCGAGAUGUCGUUCUUGACCCCGGUGGUCAUCAGUCGAUGUGUUGAUUCCCUCAUCAACGUUCUUGGACCAGACUUGCAAGACAUUGCAAAGACCCGUAACCUCAUUCUGACCCUUCUCCGUCAAUUCCAGCUAGAGGACAACCCAGCCCUGGUAACUGAGAGCUCUAAGUGCUUGGAUCACUUUUCUCUCUAUGCCUCCAGCUACGUGGACUUCCCUGGGUACGUUAAACGCUUGCAAAAGGAGUUGCGGGCAAACCAUCAAUUCAUGCGAAAUGUGGCUGUCCGUGGUCUCAGCAAUCUAAUGAAGCGUGAUGCCCCAUCCGUUGUCCAGACUGCAAACGAGGCCCUCGAGGACGAUAUAUGGCUUGCAUUUGAUGAUGCCCCCGACAAUAUUCCACUCAAAACCAUGAUUCAAGAAUGGCUUCAACAGACGGCUCUCACCGAAACUGAAAUUUGGAUUCAACGCUGCCAGAACAUCAUGACCAAGACCCGCAACAAGGUAGAAAUUCUACCUAUGACAGCUAUCCAGACUGCAGCGGCAGAUAUGCCCGAUGACGAAGUUGCUGGGUUUGCUUCUGCGGUCGCUGGAGACGGACAGGGCGAUGCUGCCAACGGGGCUAUUACUGGCCAGGAGUUACUCAAGUGGCAGACCCGCAACUUCGCAAUGGCAUGCCUCUCUGAACUCCUGGCAACUGUUCAAGAAGCCAUUCUUCCAGAUCAAACCAUUCCAGCAGAGCUGGCACUUCAGUCCAAGGUUGGAGACAUCGUCAGAAUGGCGUUCUCGGCGUCGACUGCCGGCGUAAUUGAGCUUCGUGUUUGGGGGAUGUUUGGAAAGACUCCAGACCCGGACUUUGCCGAAGCAUCUUUGCUGGAACAAUACCAAGCUCAGAUUGGAUCCGCGCUCACUCCCGCAUUUGCAGUAGACUCAUCCCCUGAGCUCGCUUCAGAGGCAAUCAAUGUGUCAGCCACAUUCAUAGCCACGGGAAUUGUGACCAAUGUGGAUCGCAUGGGACGAAUCCUCAAACUCUUAGUACUUGGUCUUGAGAACUUUGCCAAAAAUCCUGAAACUACCGAGAUCGGCGAUCUCAAGGGCUUGAACUCCAAUGCCCGGGUGAUGGUUAAGCUGGCGCUGUUUUCAGCUUGGGCUCGACUUCAGAUUGCCAGUAUUGAGCAGGAAUAUCUGAACCAGGUUGUUCAACCCUAUCUUGCUAAGCUCACACCCCUGUGGCUGUCCUCGCUGCAAGAAUACGCUCGAUUGCGUUUUGAGCCCGAUAUCUCCGGCGCGUUGGGUACGAGCACACAAAGUGAUGAUCUCGACGAGGUCUAUGCAGCACUCAAUCGUGAAACUUUGCUCAAGUUUUACCAAGACACUUGGCUCAAUCUAGUCGACGCCAUUGCUGGGCUGGUUGAGAAAGACAUUGAUUUUGUCUUCGAUGCCUUGGAUAGCAAGUUAGUUCAGCCAGAAGAGGCUGAUAGCUCCGAAAAUGCCAAGGAGAAGGAAACAGAAGGCACGGCUGAUGAUGAAUCUAAAGGCAAGGGCCAUGAUAUCAACUACCGCGAGGAGCCAGUUGCCUUCUUCUUCGUUCUAUUCGGCCUUGCUUUCGAGUCUUUGGUUGAUCAAUCAACCUCGCCUUCUCAGAGGCUGGAUAUUCUCCAGGCACUCAAGAGGAUCUUACGGCCCGUCAUCUCUGGCAAUGCCAUCUACCAAGAUGCUAUUUUCUCGGAAACCAUGGAUACCUUUGAUCGACUUGUUCUGACUGAAACUACGCCCAUUCAAACUGUGAUCGUUGGAAUCGCACAGAAUCUGUCUCUUGACCACCCAGCAGCACAAAGUGACCAGGAACGAAGUGAUCAUCUUUCGGAUGACAUCGAACAGCUAUUCGAGCUGACCAGAAGUAUCAUUCUGGUUCUUGCAGGCAUGCUCCCCAACCUUCGUGAAUCUACGCCCCUGGCACGUUUCAACGUUUCCUCGGACGAGUCACUUGCGCUUAUCCGCAUGGCACUUAGCUCUCUGGUUGAUGUAGCUUCUGUCUUUCCUUCCAUCAUUCGCAAUGAUCUCCAUGCCUGUAUCCUGCACAUUUUUACUACCAUACUUGCCACAGGAAUCUGUCAGGCAGAGGUUGUCCCCCAGGCAUUACCGAUUUUCCGUCAAUUCAUUCACGGAAUUACCCAUUCUCCCGAGGUCCAGGAGGAUGUGGACGUGGUGGCUUUCCAGAUGCGAGGCUGCCUUACUCGUUUCCUGACUAUUCUUACGAUUGCCCAGCGUCGAGAAUCAGAGACUUCCAUGCCCUGCGCGAAGAAUACGCUACUGGCAAUUACUUUCCUGCUGACAGCCGGCGGACAUGUUCUGCCCCCACAAGAUCCGCUUAUCAGCCGUGUUCUUAAUGAGCUUCUCGAUUGUCUCCAGGAUGUUGGUCUCGCUACUGUUGCGGCAAGCUGCCUCCGUUCCAUCGUUCUCAAGCCAAACCCCCGAUACACAACGGACGAUGUGAUAUCCCGGUAUCUCAUUCCACGUUUAAUCGCUUUCAUUGUCGGUUGUCCCUUGGAUAAUGGCGAAGUACCCAACGAUCCAGAGAAUUCGCGAACAGUCAUUGCUCGCACACUUGUGUCCUGUGUGACCAGUGCGACAUUCUCGCCAGAUGAAGUCCCCACUGCCGUUUCUCUAGUCAUGUCUGCAUUGUUAGCUCGUGCAAGUCGUGAAGGCCAGCCUGUAUAUCAAGAAUCUGCGGGUCAUUUGCUAGAACUAGCCAAGGCCGACCAGCUCAGUUUCCGAACUUUGGUCACGACCAUGAAGCCAGAGCAGAAGUCACUUCUGGAGGAAGUUCUUCGCAGUGCAGGUAUAGGAGCCGGUGCUUCGAGGUCGGGUGAACAAAACGAUAACACGCAACAAGCUGCGCCGACUAUUGCUCUUCGCAUGGAUUUUUAG